Molecule: messenger RNA, 9380 nt
Organism: Folsomia candida
Lineage: Eukaryota; Metazoa; Arthropoda; Collembola; Entomobryomorpha; Isotomidae
Gene: orb2
Product: cytoplasmic polyadenylation element-binding protein 2
Exons: 18
Coding region: 1806-3515 (569 amino acids)
Biological process (GO): negative regulation of cytoplasmic translation
Cellular component (GO): neuron projection; nucleus; synapse
Molecular function (GO): mRNA regulatory element binding translation repressor activity; mRNA 3'-UTR binding; translation factor activity, RNA binding
Source: RefSeq, a predicted model, not a curated record
CUCUCGCUCUCCUAGUGAACGCACAUGUGAUGUGAUUUUACAAUAUAUAGGGCACACCAGCAGCAAGCAGCAUUGCUGGCAAAGCUAAGCGAGAUUCUUGUCUAAAUUCUCUCUCUCCAGCCCGCAGUCUCAUGGUGAAAAAGAGGUAUGGUUCCGUACGUAGCGAGUGAGUUGGGUUCCUCUCCCAUCUGCAGCAUCGACAGGCUUUGAGCGAGCAGAAGAAUACCAACCAACCUCUGGCAGAUCCAAUGAGAGGACUUUACUACUACCACGAUAGUUCCUCGCUAAAUCGUGUUUCUAAUUAGGACUUCUUCUUAAUUUUGUACUUUUCUAAUACAACCUUUAUUAGGAGCAUUGUGGUGGGGCGUCGCUAUUCAACCACCAGUCUUUACACCUCCACACAAACAAGCAAACUCUUUAAAGUCCGUUUUAAUCAACCUCCACCUCCUCCGAAACAUUACUAGUUAGGAUACUCACUCACUAAUUGUCUUGGGUCGCCGCAAAGGUCACGACGCCUUUUGUAUAUCUUCCCCUUCGAGUGACAUGGUCAGAGUGAUCAUCCCCAAAAGGUCACCGGAACUGCUAUCCCCACACGAAAUCUAGUCCUGUCCAUCCGCCCUACCCAACACGCAUAGCCGACUACUACUACUCCCACAUCAUCGUUUCUCUCUGGUCAGCCAUUUGCACCCCACGCCGAGGGUCAACAACAACUACACCUCAGAAAUAGUAAAAUUGUACGAAUCACAAGGGAAACCACACCCACAAAAAGUGUCGCACGUCUCCAUAUGGAAGUGCUGGAGUUACCGGCUGCCCACAGGAAUUAAGACCUUCUUCUUGGCUGGGGAAUAGUACAACAUUGCUGAAACUGAGACCGCCCAAAGUAAAAAAAUCAGAGGCUGAUAUAGAAAAUUGGAAGAGAGACGGGCAAAUUGUCACCGCGAGUAAGAUUAAAUCCAAUCCACGACUUAAUUAUUGUUACUGGAGAAGAAAGUUAAGCAGUUGGGUUUGCGUGAGAGUUGUGAAGGAAGGGGCAGACACUUCGCCUAGUGUUUCUUGGAAAUAAAAUUCAAUUUUAUCCAGACUUUCUCUACGCAGCAGCGUGAAUAAAGGUCGGUGUCUACUCGUCCCUAGUCCAUAUGUAAUCAAGCCAAUUUAAUAAUCAUCAACGAGUGGUUAACUAAAUUGUGAACUUAAAGUGUGGAUUUAAAAAACUAAUAAUAAUAAUUGUGGAUUUAUACCUGUUUUUAACAUUUUUAUGACUUUUAUACACCUCUUUCUUACCAACUUGUUUCCAAUCUAAGUGUACAUUUUUCUUAGCACUUUUUGAAGAAAAAAAUUAAUACUUUUUGCUAGAACUUUUUUACAAAUAUUAUUAUUUUAAGAGAACAAAUUAGAGUCUGAAUUAUUUUUAAAAUAAUUAAACAAGAAAGAACUGAGGAUUUUUUUUACAAUCUUUAACUAACUAACAAAUACUUUCAGCAGAUAACAACAAUUGUCGAAACUUUAUCUGCUAGAAAAUCGGUGCUUACCUGACAACUUUGCCCUCCGUCCCGAAAUCCCGAAACAGUGCUGACGAAUGACGAACGGGGACGAAGAAAGAAACAAACAACAAAUCAAUAAUAAUAUGAAUUAAAAAGCCGGCGAAUAAAUAAUAAUCUCAACUCAACGGUUAAAAAUCGGCCUAAGCAAUUAACGAAUCAACUGAAUUUACCACUUCUGCUGUUCCUGCUUGGAAUCAAGAACAACGACCGUCAAACUUACUUUCUAACAAUAUACAAGGUUGCAGACGUGGCUGGAUUAGAAGUAUGAGCGAGGAUUCGGAAAGUUUCAAAUUGUCCUCGGGGUCCGAGACGCCGACGAAUUCGACGACUGAGGUUGGUGGGAAAGGAGGAGGUGGAAGCAGUAGUUCCGCAGGAGGGACGCCAACCGCCGUAGUCACGGGGAGCUCGGGCGUAGGAAGUGUGGGUGUGCCGGAAAUGGGCGGUGCAGGUCCUGCAGCCGUCUGGACGUCGGCCCCACACGUGGACGACUACUAUUAUUACAACCCAUCUAUCAAUUUCCAGCAAAAUGGAUACUAUUUCCCACAGAAUUUUGGACCUCCGCCAAAUAUGGGAAUGGCUCAGAACGGACCUUUUGGACAUCGGCGGUCCCCAUUCGGACCUCAGCAAGGUCAACGACACGCUGGGAACAAUGCGGGUGCAUCGGUCGGACGGUUUCCUCCUUUUGGAUUUCAGCAGCAGAGGCAACCAAUGCGACCAGGCAUGAAAGGCGGUGCUAUGUACGGGAAGCCAAGUCCUACGAUGAUGAUGCAGCCAAAUUUUAGGCGAAAUUUUCCUGGCAAAGGUGCAUUUCAACCUCAAUUUGAUGGAAAUGCUGUUGCAGGGGAGAAUGAAACAAUGUACCAGGAACGCAAUGGUGCUGGGGGACCAUUGGACAACAUGAGAUCAUUAGAACAAUACUUGUCAGACAUGAUGAGAACUGGCGGGGGUGAACCAGAUGGAAGAACAGGAGGAAAGUGGAAUUACUCUAGUGAAGAACAAGGGGGCGGCCCGUCAGGAGCAAACUCUGGAUUUAUCCUUGAUGGAGAAGCUGGUCCAACGGUUGGUGUGCAAAGUGUGUCUCCUAGAGCCGCUGCUGGACUUGUUGGUGUUGGAGCUAGUGGAGUGAAUGAACAAGGGGAACGUUUUUCAAGGAAAGUUUUUGUCGGUGGUUUGCCUCCCGACAUUGAUGAAGAGGAAAUUACUGCCAGCUUUAGGCGGUUUGGCCCGUUGGUUGUGGAUUGGCCUCACAAAGCUGAAAGCAAGUCGUAUUUUCCUCCAAAGGGUUACGCUUUUCUAUUGUUCCAGGUAAAAGAAUAUGAGGAAAGCUCUGUCCAGCAACUGAUAGAUGCGUGUAUUCAAGAUGAUGAUAAGUUGUAUCUUUGCGUUUCAUCGCCGACCAUAAAGGACAAGCCUGUUCAAAUUCGACCUUGGAGACUCUCUGAUGCUGAUUUUGUACUUGACGCAUCAAUGCCUUUGGAUCCACGGAAGACCGUGUUUGUUGGUGGUGUCCCAAGACCCCUGAAAGCUGUUGAGCUAGCGAUGAUUAUGGACCGAUUGUAUGGAGGUGUUUGCUACGCCGGGAUUGAUACAGAUCCGGAGCUGAAGUAUCCAAAAGGUGCUGGUCGCGUUGCAUUUUCUAAUCAGCAGAGUUACAUUGCAGCCAUUUCGGCACGAUUUGUUCAGCUCCAACAUGGUGAUAUAGACAAACGAGUCGAAGUCAAGCCAUACGUGCUGGAUGACCAACUCUGUGAUGAGUGUGGUGGUGGUCGUUGUGGAGGAAAAUUUGCUCCAUUUUUUUGUGCUAAUGUUACAUGUUUACAGUAUUACUGCGAACACUGCUGGGCCACCAUUCAUUCUCGUCCCGGUCGGGAAUACCACAAGCCGUUGGUAAAAGAGGGUGCUGAUCGACCCCGAGCACUACCGUUUCGACCUAACUAUUAUAGGCGACUCGUGACUGUCAACUCGCAAAUGUAAACCAAAAAAUCUGUCAAAUAACUCGUGCAGCUGGAUUGAACAUGAAGGAGGACAAGUGGAGGAGAAAGUGAAAACCUUAGAAAUAUAAUAUUUAGAAUUAUUUGUUAUGCAUGUGCAACGGAAGUGCGUUCGCUUUGAUACCCCGUUAGUGCUGAUAUAAUAGUGAUAACCGUUUUUACCUUUUUGAAAUGUUAUCUCACACAGUCGCAAUCAAUCAAAGAUGGUUUCUAUGCAUUAGACUAUUACAGUCUACUUUUGGCCAGAGUUUAGCGUUCUUCAUAGUACUUUGAAAAGGAAGAGGACAUGCUGUGUCGCCAAUGAUCAUGAAAUGGAGUAUAUUUAAAACUCUUGCUCAGUAAGUAGCGUCGUCGUCGUGGUGUGGGGAUGAACUUGGGAGUAGUGACUGAAUACGUCAAAUCUAAAUCAAAGGGUGCAGAACUGGGACUUUUUUUAUAAGGAAUUAUAAUAGACAGGUUUUUAUCAUCAUUAGUAUUGUUAUUUUUAUUUUAUUUUUACUAUAUACACAUAUUGUCCAUCUUACUUUUACCCUGUCUCAGUCUCACAUGAAACACAUUAUACAACUCAUAUAAUAUUAUAGCAAAUAUUUAAUUUACUCGUGUGUAAGUGUUCGUGUGUGUGCGUGUUGAACAAUGAAAUUCAUUCAUGACCGGGUCUCACCAUUGUUUGCUCCUUAAUAAUACUGGAAAAAAUUAACUUUUUUUUUUGGUGAUGGCUAAAUAGAAAAGUUGACAAUCUUAGUCCAUGUGUAUGUCUUUAGUAGUCAGCAUAUGUCGCCAACAAAAAGUCUGUGCAGGAUCGUCAUCGUGUCGUAAGAUAAUACCGCAUAGAUUGAUUGGUUAGCUAGUUAUUAGUUGAUUGGUGGUUUGGUGCAGGAGGAAUUAUUAUUGGUAGUAAUGUAGUCAGCAUUGUUUGUAUAAUUGCUCUAUAUAUAAUUUUGUAAUAGGACAAUCUUAGCCGUUUCCUCCCUUAAUUAUAACGACAUCGUUACAAUUGUCUCUAUUUUUAAUUAAAUCUAACCUAGCGUUUGUAUUGUUUUUUUGCCGGUAAAAACAUAGAUAAUCAUAGUAGUCGCUUUUCAUCAAUAUAUUACUUGAUUGAGGACAGGGAAGGAGUAGUUAUCUAGUAAAGAGAUACAAAAAAGGUGUGUGGAGAACUAUGCGUUUAACAGCAUAUAGUAAACUCAUGAUGGAGAUCAAGUUUUUAUUGAGAGAAGACAAAGAAAUGGCGAAUUGACGAUCCGUAGCAUCGGGUAAAUUCGCGAUAAUCAUAUAUGCAAAGAGUCAGCACAAAGCGCAACGGUUCUACAAUAAUGCUGGUAUUGUUGAUUGUAUUUGUAUAGUCGGAUUUUAUUUUAUUUUGUCUUAAUUUUUACUGUGGGUGACUAUAAUCUUUAAAACAGCAAUUGGAAUUUGUAAUUCAUUGCACUAAACAAAAAAAGCGAGGAUAUGAUGAGGUUGAGUCGCUUCCUUUUUGACGAGUUUCAUGAUUUUAGCUUCUAAAUGCGUAAUCUUAAGCAAUCAUUGACUAGUCAAAUUUUUGUCAGAUUGAUUAUAGAAAUUUUUAAUUACAUUGUUACUUUUUCAUUUUAACUUUUGUUAUCAACUUUUGGUGCCAUCGUUUUAUUUUGAUAUCGUGUUUACGUACAAGACUUUAAAAAACCCAGCUAUGUAAUGUCUCACUAAUUACUGUUUUUCUUCACGUUAUUUUAAGUAAGUUCCUUAUCAUUGUUCUCAAACUAUGUUGAGUGCCUAUAUAUUUUUUGAGGAUAUACAAGGUUUUUUCUCCGAUUUGUUCUAUCCAAAGUAAAUAUCAAGGAAACUUCUAAACAACAACCAAUUUCAUCAGGUAUUCUAAUUGUUUUAGUAGUUGCUUUAGUUAUUAUAAAAGGUUUAAAGAUUGUCAAAAAAUCUGUAAAACAAAAACCAGGAAUUUCUGUGUUUUAUUUUAUUUUAUAACAUCUUAUUAGUUGUCUGGAGUUUAUCGUUGUUGUUUUUUUGUGUUGAAUAUACAUAGAAUUUAUAAAAGUUCAAGUCUAACGUCCAACAUUUUUACACAAAAAAAUAGAAAGAGAUUUUAUAUCCGUGUUCUAGGUAUUUAUGUAUUACAUACAAACAUCAUUUCCAAACAUGCUUUUUUGAGCGGAAUAAUAAUACGACGAUCAAUCAAUUUUCUAUCGUUGCCUAUUUACAAACUACAUGAAAUUGACCACCUGGAAUGUGUACAUUUUCAAUAAAGUAAGUGCUGGGUCAGAUUUGAAUUAUCCAAUGAGGAUUUUUUGUUGUUUAAUUCACUUAUUUUUUUGUUUGCAUGUCAUGUUUGCACAAUUAUUUCCUAUAUUUUUUGGCUGAGAUGAUAAAAUAAUGAUGUGUGCUUUAUAUUACACCCUGCCAUUUGUCACCCACAAUCUGCACGUCGUCUCAACUCGCUCAUGCUUCAUCGACGCAUAUCGGCGAAUAUAUGUAAAAAAUACGUGUUCUUCAACCUCUCUCCAGCUUAGUUAGUACAUAGAUUUUGACCUCCAUCAAUCGUCACUGUUUACAAAAUCUCCAUGUCUCCCACUAAUUUACUUCCUUUAUACUUCUAAUUGAAUUAAUUACUAUUACGUAUGUCUUAAAAACUGCCAAGAAACUUGUCGUUUCAACCAAUUGCACUCUCACUCACUGAAGCACUCGGAACUGAAUUCAAGAAGUGUUGGGCGUAACGAAACCCAACAAUCUUCUUUACAAAAUGAAGAACAAUAAUUUUUUGACUGCAGAAAGAGUCCCACAAAACAGUCCACUUACAAGUUACUUACAUAAUUAUGGGCACGAUCUGUAUCUCUCUCUCCUUAUUUACAUUGUCCAUUAUCCUGGUCGCUGUUUCUCUGUCCUCCACACUGUUCUAGUCUGACCACGAAUAUGUAUAACGGUAGAGUCGUUCCGUUUUAGUUUUCGAAUAUGAAUGGGUUUCACGUUAAAAUAGAGCUGUGACAUAAGUCUUCAAUGCUUGGCAGAUUUUUACACAAGUAAUUAAAUAUGUAGGUGGCAUUUUAGGGGUUCCCACAACAAGACUUGACGAGAUCAAGAGGAAGUGGUUGACAGAAAUUCAAUUAAUUUCUGCUCCAUUUCUGAAUAAUUGAGUGAGAUGAUGGAUGAAAAAGCGACGGUGAAGUAGUUUUCAACUAAUUUUAGUCGUAGUAAUAAUAAUGAAGAUGCAUUUUAGCAAAAAUCAAUCGUUGUGUAAGCGAAGGGGUGUAGUAAGUACAUAAGUAUCGAGUUUAAUAUGUAUGAUGACACGUGUUGUUACUCUAGUUAGUUAAAUUACAUGAUAUGGGCAUAUUUUGCAACGUUAUUUAUUACAUUAUGAUUGACUGAUCCAUACAAUCUAAGCUAAUUAUUCCCUUGAAACGGGUGAUUUGAAUCGGUGCUAUGCUGAUUUUGUCCAGCAGAAAAUUUGUAUAGAAUUGUUAACCUUGAUAAAAAUCACACACAUUUUGUACUCAUUUUCCACAAGGAAUGGAGGCGAGAGGCGACUACUUGGACUACUUGGACUGCUUUAAAAGGAUUACAUAACGAACAGAACACUGGUACUGCGAUUUGUUCUCUGAAAGAAUUAAUCUCUAAUAUUUAAUCUGGUUCGUGUUCUUCACUUUUUGUGCGAACCAAUUUUCAACAACCAAUCACCGCAAUCAAUUUGUUACAAUGAUGUAGAAUGAUGACGAUAAUGUCGACGUCGAGUCCAGAUUACUUUGAAAUUUAACGUUUCUAUCAUAGCUUUAGAAAUGUUGUUGGUACACAAAUAUGGGAGCUUAAUGUAGUUUUCGUAACCUUUUUAAAUUUGAAAUUCCGGACUUUGACAUUUUUAAAUUUUUUAACGAUUUAUAGCCAUAUAAUUAUAAUAACUUAUCAAAUACGUAAAAAAACAUGACUUAGGUAUUAAUCGUUGACCACUAAAUAUUAUUGUACAUGGACAUACUUCUGUAAGUACACACACACACAACAGGUUAGUUUAAUAUAUCGGCAGCAACAUACCGUGUUUGUAUUUACAUGUAAAAAAUGCGAAUAAUCUCGUCUCAUAAAGUUUGCAGUAUAAAUAUAUCAUCAGUUUUAUUGCGGUGUAAUCCGUCAUAUAAAAUGAGAAAGUAUGUGUAUUUAAGCCAUUGCGUAUGUAGAGUUGGAUUAGAUUGGAUUAGCGGAAAGCAAUACACAGAUUAUUUUCGUCAAUUUUUGUUAUUUCCAAAAUUUGAAGGCCAGCCAAAGAUCUGCAGUUAGUCAACUUGUAGUAGAUAGAAGAACAUACUAAAACCAACUUAUGGACCGUAUAUGAUGAAAUAAUAUGACCAUUUUUUACUACCCAGUGUAGUGUAAUUACUUACCUCCUGAUCACAACAAUCACCUAUUACCCUCAACUUGCUAGUACAUACAUAUUUAUAGACUUAAUCUACUGUAAAUCACGAGGCAGGCUAUGUUAUGUAUGCUCUGGGCUAGGUUAUCCGUCUCAAGCAAAUUACGGCAUAUCUGCUACAAUUAUUUCUCUCAAGUUUGAGGUAAAUUGUUAAGAGGUGGGUGGGAUUAUUUAAGAGUAAUUAAUUAAUUCAUCAUCUUGGACACCUACAUACAUUUUAGAUAAGCUUGGUUUAGUCAUCGUUGAAAAAUGAUGGGUGCGCUAUUUGUGGCUGUGCUGAUGGAACACGUUUGGAUUGUUGAUGAGUAGAAUUUCUUGAAAAUUCUUGAAAAAUGAACACACGUGGUGGUACACACACUCACAGGUCGUAGUUGUAUAGUUUUCCUCGACACACUUGUUAUUACUAUUCUAGUCUGCGGUUGCCUUAUCAAAGGCUGGAUCCAAUAAUACGAUCAUGAAUGUUGAAAAAAAUUUGACUUUUAUCAUCUAAUCAUUACGUAUACAAUUGGGUGGCCAUAUGUAAUACCUAACAAUUAAUAAGUCUUAUGAUAAUAUUACUUAUUGCAUCUCUGUAGCAUUCGUAGGUAGCAGUAGCCAUUGGUUGGAACUGAAUUUUGCGUGUUAUUUUAUUUACUAAAUAUUUAUUAUAUAGUAAGCAAGCAAUGCAGUGCAAUUAAUUUUACACUUCCACCCAGUGUGUAGAGAUGAAGCUACAUAAAACUAAUUAACACAAUCAGACAAACUGUAACCGUAAUGAUACGUGGAAAUUGAUACUAAUGAUUUUCGUCAUAAUCAUUUCUAUAAUGUUGUUUAUGGUUAGACUGGUUAGCUGGUAGGUCUUUUUUAUAAAUAUGUACGUACGUAUGCACGUAUAUACGCAUGCAUAACUAGGCUACAUGCUCUUCUAGGUCUAUAAUUCCAAAUUUUUCAUACGUACCAAUUUAAUUUGAAAUUUGUGAUAUCAUUUUUAAUACCGAGAUUUCUCACAUGGUAAUUUAUACUACAUAAAUACAUAGCAAAAAAGUGGGUGCGAGGAGGAUUAUAUCUUUCACUCGGAAACUUUUAUAAGAUCUUGGUACAAUUUGAGGAUAUGUAAAUGAUGAUAAUCAUAAAGCUAAAAAGGUACUUGUAAAAAAAAUACAAAAAUCGAUACUUGCAGUUAUUCGUAGGUUUACAUCCUGUACAUUGAUUAAUAUGUUGUCAUAAUGUGUGUGAACAAUUAUCGAGGAUAAAAAAAUUUGUAGUCACUGAUCGCCCAAUUGUAUAGUUAUUUACAUAAUAUGUAAGUACGACACUAACGUUAUUAACACGUGUAUUAAACUUAAAAAAUGUUGCUAACAACCUUAUUCUGUAGAUUUUUCAUGUUUUGAGUAUAAGCCGACGAAUGCCAGUUUGACAAAAUCAUGUUUGUAGCGCUUCAACAAGGAACUUUUCAAUAAUAAACUGUUCAAGUUUUGCAAA